Messenger RNA from Egretta garzetta (little egret), 1068 nucleotides. RefSeq names its product SRY-box transcription factor 7 (gene SOX7). The transcript is spliced from 3 exons. NCBI's taxonomy places the organism in Eukaryota, Metazoa, Chordata, Aves, Pelecaniformes, Ardeidae. The coding region runs from base 1 to 1068 and encodes 355 amino acids. Gene Ontology annotation, molecular function: DNA-binding transcription factor activity, RNA polymerase II-specific; RNA polymerase II cis-regulatory region sequence-specific DNA binding. The record is from RefSeq and is a predicted model, not a curated record. Gene Ontology annotation, biological process: cell differentiation; anatomical structure morphogenesis; regulation of DNA-templated transcription.
AUGCGUGGGGCUAUCCACGACAAGUUUCGAGAUGACCCGUCAAGAUUUCAGGGCCCCGUAUCCUCACGUCUGUGUGAAUGCCAGUCCGUCAGAUCGUGUCUGAGACACAGCUGCUUUGUGAAACGCGCUUGGGGACCCAUCCAGUUCAGCAUCGUGUUCGAUGAAUGCAAUUUUCCUUUCAGCGCAAGCUCGAUUUCUCAGCAACGUCCCUACGUGGAGGAGGCCGAGCGGCUGCGGGUGAAGCACAUGCAAGAUUAUCCCAACUACAAAUACCGGCCCCGGCGGAAGAAGCAGGUCAAGCGGAUCUGCAAGCGGGUGGACCCCGGGUUUUUGCUGGGCAGCCUGACGCGGGACCAAAACGCGGUGCCGGAGAAGCGGACCUGUGGCCGGGCCGCGGGAGAGAAAGAGGGGCCGGGUGAGUACCCCCCUCGCCCGGGGCUGCCAGCCGUCCGGGGAUACCGGGAGGCCCCGGGCAGCAGCAGCAGCACCAGCGUGGACACCUACCCCUACGGGAUGCCCACCCCGCCGGAGAUGUCUCCGCUGGACGCCAUAGACCCCGAGCAGAGCUUCUUCUCCUCGCCCUGCCCCGACGAGCAUCACUGCUCCCACCUCGCUGGAGCCACCUACUCCCCGGAGUACGCGGGCAGCUCCCUCCCGUGCAACCACCACCCUCUCAGCCCCAUGCCGCAGCCCACCACCUGCAUGAUCCCCCCGCCCUCCAGCUGCCCUCCCCUUCCUCCUCCUCCUCCUCCCAGCUACUACACGCCCUCCUUCUCCUCCCUGCACCCCCCCAGCCUCCAUGCCCACCUGGGCCAGCUUUCCCCACCACCUGACCACCACAGCUUUGACACCUUGGACCAGCUGAGCCAAGCCGAGCUCCUGGGGGAGAUGGACCGCAAUGAGUUUGACCAGUAUCUCAACAACCCCAGCCAUGGCGACCACCACGGCGGGGUCUUGGUCAAUGGACACGUCCCAGCAGCUGGCAGCUCCCACACCUCCGAAACCAGCCUCAUCUCUGUCCUUGCUGAUGCCACGGCCACCUACUACAAUAACUACAGCGUCUCCUAG